This is a messenger RNA of Triticum dicoccoides, 1298 nucleotides long. RefSeq lists its product as uncharacterized. Bases 82 to 1002 code for a protein of 306 amino acids. NCBI's taxonomy places the organism in Eukaryota, Viridiplantae, Streptophyta, Magnoliopsida, Poales, Poaceae. The transcript has 3 exons. The record is from RefSeq and is a predicted model, not a curated record.
CCCGUGACUUGUGCUCCUUUCCCCUUUUUUCCAAUCUAGCGCGGCGGCGGCGAACCCUAGCGGCAGCGGCGGCUUAGGGCUAUGGAUGGGGGCGUUGUUGCGGAUGGAGACAACGCCAGGGAAGACAACCAGGGCGUAGCGGACGGGUCAGGCCUUGGCGCCCCUAUGGAUCCAGCGAUGGUGGCCAAUGGCGAGGGCGGGGUUGCGUCUGAGGAGGGGUCGGUUGAGGGUGCGGCUGAGGGUGCCGACGGGAUAGCUUCCGCAGGUGGCGGUGUCUCGACUGCAGCGGGCUUGGGUCAAGGUGCAACAGUGGCUGGGGGCUCUGUCGCCGGCGUGGCUAAAGACUCCGGCCAGGGCACUGCUAGGCCGGCCUCGGCAAGUGCUCCAGACCAGGGCACGGCCCGUUUGGCCUCGGCUACAUGGUUGUGUCCAGAUAGGAUGGAUCCAAAUUCAAGUUAUUUGCUUAGAAUUAAAUUGUUUGGCAAUCCAAAAAAAGCUCGGAAGGACAUACGGUGUUUUUAUUUUGAGAAGGUCAUCAAUUGUGACUUGACAAAUUAUAAGGAUUUGGUUGGAUCAAUUGUAAAGCAGUACCCGCCGCGUUAUAUGGAAGUUGCACAUGUGCAAUAUUAUGACGGUGAUCUUAAAACCUGUCCGGAAGUAAAAUCUGACCAAGAUUUGAUGCUUAUGUUUGAAAAACACUCGGAGACAAAGGUGCUGCAUAUGAUCAUUGCAUAUUCUGAUCCCUCUGAACCAUAUGAGCCUAUCACUGAGUGGCAUAGUGAUAGCGAACCUGACAACAAUAUAGAACAUGAGGAUGAUACUACAAACAAGAGAAAUGCAAAAGGGGGAAAAAGGGCUACAAGGAAGAUGGAGCUUACUAAAAAUGAUCAAAAUGGUCCUAAGGUUCCUUUUGACAGCCCUGCAAUGGGCACUAGAAGCAAAACAUCUUACCUAGCCAGCCCUGCAAUGAGCACAAGAAGCAAAAGAAGGCUCGGUUCGUGAACUUCAUCUAAUUUCUGUCACUUAAAGUCACUUUUGUUGCUGCUCAUGUCAUGUUGUGUGGACUUGGACUCGUGUAUGUGAACCUAAAGUCACUUUUGUUACUGCUCAUGUCAUGUUGUGUGGACUUGGACUUGUGUAUGUGAACCUAAAGUCACUUUUGUGUUACUCAUGGCAUGCAUAUAUUAUGGACUUGAACUAUGUAUGUGAACCUAGAUAUGAUGUGAGACACUUUUGGACUGCUAAUAUGAUGUAUGUGCGGACUUGAACUCAUAUAUGUGAACCUGGAUUUGUUGCAA